AUGCUCACGGGAAGCACGGGGGUUCGUGAUGGAGCUCGUGGUGGCCGCUGGCGGCACGAUUCAUGGUGGUUUAGGGACUGGUGGUGCGCGAUGGUGAUUUGGGGGAGGUUAAAGGGAGUAGGGAUGCUGGUGGUUCCGUGGUGCACAACAGGGCGAGGGGAAAGUGGUGACACCAGGGGCUUUUGGGGCUUGCUAGGGUGGAGGCACGGUGGUCGUGAGCUAAGGAUGAGUGGCGGUGAGAUGGGAAUGGGAUCCAGGGAAAGUGCGGUCAAGGCUCGUGGUGACCCGCGGUGGCUAGCGUUCGAGGUGGUGACUGUGGUUGGAGUUAGGCCGUGGUGGCGAAGCCGCGGCGACUCGAGGCGGCUGACCGGGGGAUUUGAGAAGGAAGAUGAUGUGGGAUUGAGGGCUGCUGAUGGUGCGAUUAAGAUGACAGCGAAGGGGAAAGAGAAGGGAUCUUGGAGGAUGAAGGAGAGGUGUGGAGUUGGAUGCAGGGAAAGGGAGAUUGAGAGAGGAAGAGGUGGUCGUGGAGAGGGAGUGAGGGUUGUUGAUGGUGAGAGAGGAUGGGAGUGUGAGGGCAAAUGA
Molecule: messenger RNA, 582 nt
Organism: Sphenostylis stenocarpa
Lineage: Eukaryota; Viridiplantae; Streptophyta; Magnoliopsida; Fabales; Fabaceae
Source: the annotation of a GenBank genome assembly